UGUCUCCAUAGGAACAGAAAUGUUUACCCUGAUACAGGAAGCUACGAUUGUUCUGGUAGUUUCCCUCCGGUAUGGACACACCGAAUGCACGCCAGUGAUGAGCUUUAUGUGCUUAGCUCUGGAAACAGCGGCCUCAUGGACAAUUUCCAACGCCAACAAUCUGUGUGGAAUUUAGUGAAGGAAAAUGUUCCCUGCUCUGAGCUUCCUGAGAUCCGAGCUGUACUUGGAGAAACACUGAUUGAUACAUACACAGAGUUAUAUUCAGAGGUGGAGAUGUGGGAGAAGAUUUGGCAGACGCUCCGGUGCUCAGAGAAGGGCAACAGGCCAGAAGCCCCCAUGUUCCCUUUGGCUGACCCCCCAGCUGUUAAAGAGUUGCUAAAAGCAGAGAUUCAGUUGCUGCUGCUCACACUGAGAGAGAAAGCUGCUAGACAGGGCAGGAAUGAAGAAGAGGUCAUGGCUCAGUACAAUCCUAGUGUGGUGAAUUACGCAUUGGACAGCAGUAACACACAGAGACAAGGGAGUCCAGGCAGCUGGCGUGAAAUAAAAUUGCUUUCCAGACCCCCAUCAAGUCUAAGCGAGACUAGAAGCAGGUCAGUCUCCAGCCUCUCAUCUCACUCUAGUUGUGAAGAAGAAAUCAAGGCCUUAAGACACAAGUUAAACAUCAAGCAUAUAGAUGAGGUUGUGACCCAUCUCAGGUCAGUCAUAACCGAAGAAUCUGAAGCACUGAAAAGAGACGUGCAGGUCCUGCAGGAAAACCUUGAGACUGAGAGAGCCGGUGCUCAGACAGAACAUGUAUCUCCUGAACCCACCAUAGCAGAGCUCAAAGAGGAACGGAGACUCAUUCAGAGGGAUCUGAAUGACCAGAGUUUAAUAAGCAGCUCCCACAACACAAAUAUUAAGAGCACUAGAAAUCCACAAAUCCAUGCAAGGGAGACGUGCAAACCCACUGUCUUUGCAAAUGAUUUGGAAGGAUUGAAACCAUUAAACGCAACAGUUUCCUAUUUGAAGCCAUGUCCGCCCAAAGACCCAAACCACACCUGGAGCGAUCCAUCGCUAAUGAGCUCCUCAUGUGCUGAACCCACGAUCCCUGUUUCUGCUUUGCAACAUGGGGACAGAGAACAUAAGUCCAGAGGAAAUUCACUUAGAGCUUCAGCCUUCAGACUGGUUCCAGCAGCCUCAGUCAAAACAUCGGGAUCCGUAAAAGACUUCUUCCUGAUGGAGGUGACUAAAAAUACUGACCUAGUCUGUCUCCAGCCCGCUCCUCCUGCAGUGCAGAGAACAGCCAGCAGGGGGCAGAGGGGGAGCAGACGCUUGUGUUUUCCUCAACCUGACAGCCUGCUCAGUUCUCUGUGAGAAGAGU
This is a messenger RNA of Labeo rohita (rohu), 1360 nucleotides long. It is a transcript of the gene ccdc24, whose product is annotated as coiled-coil domain containing 24. The transcript is spliced from 9 exons. Bases 85 to 1353 code for a protein of 422 amino acids. The record is from RefSeq and is a predicted model, not a curated record. Lineage: Eukaryota; Metazoa; Chordata; Actinopteri; Cypriniformes; Cyprinidae.